AUGAGGGAUGAGAUAGAAUAUUGCGGUUAUAAAAUCAGCAAGAGAGGCCUACACAAGGCAGAUCAGAAAAUAAAAAGUGUUGUAAAGGCUCUCACACCUAAAAGUGUAUCAGAAUUGCAGGCUUUACUUGGUUUAGUUAAUUACUAUGGGCGUUUCAUUCCAAAUUUAAGUGACAUUCUAGAACCUUUGCAUGAAUUGUUGCGUAAAGGGAAGGAGUGGGUAUGGACAGAUAAUUGUGAAAAAUCAUUAAAAAAAAUUAAAGAGCACAUGAUGUCAGACACUGUACUUGCGCACUACUCACCUGAUUUACCCUUGAUUGUGGCCACGGACGCAUCGCCGACGGGGGUGGGAGCGGGUUUUAAUUAUAGUAUUAGAUAUAAAACUUCUAAAGCAAAUGCGAACGCGGAUGCGCUAUCCCGUUUGGCAGCAUUUGACGAAGAACGUAUUUCUGUAGAGGAAGCUGACAUUUUUCAAAUGAGCCUAAUGAAUGUUCUGCCGGUUACUGAACACGACAUUUCACAAGCGACUCUUGAGGACCCAACGCUCUAA
Arctia plantaginis is the source of this 549-nucleotide messenger RNA. NCBI's taxonomy places the organism in Eukaryota, Metazoa, Arthropoda, Insecta, Lepidoptera, Erebidae. The record is from the annotation of a GenBank genome assembly.